Anopheles maculipalpis is the source of this 2069-nucleotide messenger RNA. RefSeq names its product testis-expressed protein 10 homolog. Gene Ontology annotation, cellular component: nucleus; MLL1 complex. Bases 21 to 2069 code for a protein of 682 amino acids. Lineage: Eukaryota; Metazoa; Arthropoda; Insecta; Diptera; Culicidae. The record is from RefSeq and is a predicted model, not a curated record. The transcript is spliced from 2 exons.
CCUACAAAUUACUUGCAAAAAUGGGUGGAAAUUCAAGAAAGUUCAAAAAAGCUGAAAAAUCUAAAAUUAAGCUCAAGGGAGCUAAACUCCCCAAGGGCGCUAACAUUACCAAGACCAACUUUAAGGUACGCAAAAUAAUCGUACCGGAUCAGCUGAAACAACGAAACCUUACCGAUGCCACGGUUCUGUCGAGCAGAAACCUCAGCCUGAAGGAUUGUCUCGCCAAACUGAAGCUCAACAAUGUUUCGUCCAAGAUCGAGGGUUUGCGUGGAGUGCGAGAAAUCAUCACGAAAAUGCCUUCGGAGCUGCAAAGGAUGCUCAGUUCGGUGGUGAAGGACGUGUCCAGCUUGUCCAUCGAUAUAGAGCACGACGUGCGUAAGGACGCGUACAAAACGCUCGGAUGCAUACUGGCCGCUUGUGGAGCAUCGAUAAUGGUGCCGUACUACGAUGUGCUGUUGUCCUUUUUGCGUUGCAGCAUGACACACAUUCAGUCGCGCAUUCAGGAAGAUUCGCUUCUACUGCUGGACGUACUGUUGCUGUACUUGCCCGAUUUGAUUGUGGCUAAUCGGGACAAGAUUCUGCCACAGUUUUUGGACAUGAUUUCAAAACUGCGAACGGAAUCUAAACCGGGUCGCACGUUAACGAUUAAUCUGGACAAACAAUCGACCAGUACACGUUGGCGGGUGAAGGUCCUUUCUCGACUGACGGGCAUAUUGAAGAUUUUGAUCGAUAGUAAAACGUUGAAUGAUGAACCGAUGGAACCGGUCGAAGAAUCCGUUCCGUCCCGUCGAACGGAAGAGGCAGAUAAUCCCUUUGCUUCGAAAGCUUCAGAUUAUCAGCCGAAUAAGCCUGUUCAAAUCAAUUUCGUCUUCGAUGGAGCAUCAACCAUGUUUAUGCCACUACAAAGGCGACAUCUGUACACCGUCUGCCCAAUGGACGUGCUGUUCCGUAAAUCGUCCGGAACGGAUAAAGAACUUUCAUUGGGCGAUCGUGUCGAUGACGGUCGAAAGCUAAAAAUGUACGUAGAGAUGCUGAUGCCCGUUUUGUUCGAGUCCUGGCUCGAGGUUCGGCCCGCAGGUACCGGUUCCGAUGCAGUUCAGGAGCACGCACUAACACAGGAAGCGGCAGCAACGCUCGAACUGCUAAUGGCCAUUUUCAUCCAGCUCUGGGAUUUGACCGUUCUGUACUGCAGUGAAACGAAUAACGACGAUAUGAAACUUUGGUUCCGAGGCGAGUACAGUGCAAAAUUUUCUACCCAAAUCCUCGCCGGGUUUCCAUACUAUCAGUCCGGUACGGAGGUGAAAAGUCAAGCGAAACGCUCCAAAACGACUGCAUUGCCCGAACAAACGGUAGACGAUCAUUGCUACAGGCAUAAUUUCAACAUUUGCUACUUCUACUGCUGCCUUCAGGAACAAUUUCGCGCAGGCAAGAAGAAAUCCCAAGCCUACACAAAGGUAGUGGAGUACGUGAAACGGUGCGUGUUGAAUUGGAAGUUCCGUGGGGCCGAAGCUACCAAUUUGUUGCUGCAGGUGCUUCGCUACAUGCUACUCGACAUCGAUUGUAUGUCGGUAAAUCAGGAAACCCGUGCACUGCUUCAAACGUUGCUGGAGGUGUACAUAACGGCAAAACUUCCGCAGGACAUCCGUAACCGAAUUUUGGUUCUGUUUUGCGAUAUCAUCGUACUAAACGAUUCACUGUGGCGUCGCUACGGACAAGACUUGUUUACUCUCUGGCUGAAAAUGUUGCCCAAUCUGCUGUGCAAACCAACGAUCGAUCAGGCUGUGUUGAAGGCUCUGCUUUGCCUGGCUCAACGGGGCAAUGUUCCCUUUCUGGAGGUGUUGGAGACGAACGCGAAGCAGAUCGUAGCCAAUCUGGGUACGAUUCGUGUAACAAAUGAAGCAAAACCUGGCGAAGGGUUCACGCUGAUAUGCAACUUACUAUUUUACAUUCGCAAACGGGAGCUGAUCAAAGAAUUGUUUGCCUGUGAUGCACAGGGUUUGAAGGAAGAAGCGCAGAGGGAACGCCUUUGUAGCGUCCUAGAACUAAAGUUGGGAAUGCUACAAUAUUAA